AUGGCCGAUCCUAUAACCUACGCAGAGCUGAACUUUCUGAAAAAAAAACAGGAGAGUUCUGUGCGCACAGAUGGCUCUCAGAAUCUGCACAGUGAAGAAGAUAAACAUGUGACCUCAGGGGACAAAGUAUUGAGAUCCUCUAAGGGGUCCUCCAGCAAACACCAGAAGUGUAUUUAUUCUGCGCUGACGUUGUGUUGUCUUGUUCUGCUAAUAACAACCGUUACACUGGCGGUAAAAUAUGUGGAAGUUUCCAGAGAAAUGAAAUGUAAUACAAAUGCGUCGAUUGCACUAAAUAGCAGUUUGUCUAUGAACAUCGGGGAUAAAGAGUUUGAGCUAAAACACAUAGAGGAACUUCAGGACAAAUGUAACCAGACUGAAGAGAGACUGAAAGCUGAAGUAACUGCAACUAAAGAGAAACUAAUAAAAGGUUAUUGUCAAGACGACUGGAUGCGCGUUAAACACAAAUGUCUGUAUUUCUCUGAAACUAGAAAGAGCUGGUAUCAAAGCCGUGAUGAUUGUUUAAGGAAGAACGCUACACUUCUCAUUAUUAAACAGGAGGAUACACACCUGCAGAUGUUGCUGGAAAUGAUACAAGAACAAUUUUAUAUAGGACUUAAGAUACACACAGAUGGGCAAUGGCACUGGUUAGAUGGAUAUCUAGCAUCUGCAAAUUAUGAGAAUGGUUACUGUGGCGUAUUGUUUAGAAAUACUCCGUAUAGUACACCCUGUAAAACAGAAUAUCGAUGGAUCUGUGAGAGAAAACCAGCUUUGAUCUAACACCAGAGUCACUGGGAUUGUCGUGUUUACCAGGAGAUGCUUCUCUCAGCGCUGUGAUGAUCUCUUUAUAAGAUACAGAUGUGUUAUAAAUAACUAUUGCCUGGGACUCUGCUAGUUGUACAGAACUACAUGGUCCUUAGCCCUGGGUUACAGAUGAUCUCCCUCCCUGUCCGACCCUAUGCUACUCACUUAUAGUAUCAUAUACAGUUCUCACAAACCAAUCAUUUUACUCUAUAAUUGCCAGUAACAUACAUAAAACAUUAAUUCAGUUUGUGGCAUCAGCACAUAGAAAUGUGAUUUGUCUCUUUAGCUACCAGUAACACCCAGAGAUUUACCCCCCCUCCCAAGAUCUUAUAAUAAAAGAAUCAUGUAAAUGUAUCCCACACCACACAGACCAAUGAUCUUAUUCCCAACGUCCAGUAAUAUACAGAGAUAUAUGAUUUUACAGAUUUGUAACAGUAACACACAUGACUGAUAUUGUACUUCACACUAAAGUAAUAUACUGCUGUAAUGUAAUAUAGUUCUGGCUAUUACAUAUACAUUAAUUGCAACACACACCUAGAUACCAUGUUCUGCAAACAGCAGAUACAUAGGGGCCUAUUUAACAUUGUGCGAGCGGACAUGAUCCGAUAUUGCGGAUCAUGUCCGCUGCACAUCGAUAAAUGCAGACAGCAUACGCUCUCGGCAUUUAUCAUAGCACCAGCAGUUCCAGCUAGGCCACUAGCAGGGGGUGUCAAUUAACCCUAUCGUAUUUGAUCGGGUUUAUUUCCUGCGAUGUCUGUCCACCUCCUGAGAACAGGCGGACAGGUCAUGAAGCAGCGGUCUUUAGAACACUGCUCCAUAACUUGUGUUUCUGGCGAGUCUGAAGGCUCGCUAGAAACACGGGGCAUUAAACUCCGUUUGGAGCUUGAUAAUUCAGUCCCAUGCUAUCAUUCAUACAUUGGUCGUUACCCACUGAUGUACCCUGUUCUGUAUAUUAAAUGGAUGUUACAUAUAUAAA
Bombina bombina (fire-bellied toad) is the source of this 1777-nucleotide messenger RNA. Its product is annotated as C-type lectin domain family 12 member B. The transcript has 7 exons. The coding region runs from base 1 to 777 and encodes 258 amino acids. The record is from RefSeq and is a predicted model, not a curated record. Lineage: Eukaryota; Metazoa; Chordata; Amphibia; Anura; Bombinatoridae.